AAAAUUCGACUGGUUUUUGGGAAAACGAGAGAGCCAUCGAAACCCUAGAGACGGUGAUGGAGGAUCUGAAGAAAGAGAUAGAGGCCAAGCGGCAGAGGCUGGCGGAGGCGGCGACCGGCACCGGCACCGGCAGCAAGCGAUAUUUCAAUCGCGCCGAGAUGGAAAAGAAGCAAAUCCAGAAGAAGCGGGAGGAAGAGAAGCGCGAAUUAGAAGCCAAAGCAAAAUCCAAGCGCCAAUCCGCCGCCGCCUCCUCCUCCUCCGCCGCCGCAACCGGUGGUGAUUCAACUUCCAAAUCAAACCCUAACGCCGCCGCUGCCGCCACCACCACCUCCGCCGCGCCCUCGGCUUCUAAAGCCCUAACGGACGAGCAGAAAAUCGACCUGAUUAAUAUCCCCAAGCCGGAAGUGAUCCGCCGCCUCAGGAUUCUGAAGCAGCCGAUCACUCUCUUCGGCGAGGACGACGACGCCCGGCUCGACCGGCUGAAGCACGUGUUGAAGACUGGAAUGUUCGAGGUCGACUCCGACAUGACGGAGGGGCAGACCAACGAUUUCCUCCGGGAUAUCGCCGAGCUGAGGAAGCGGCAGAAGUCGGGGAUUGUGAGCGACCGGAAGAGGAAGAACUCCGAGGUCGUGGACGGCGUGGUGGAGGACGGCGAGGGUGGGGUUAGGGAAGAUGAGCUUGACGGCGACGGCGGGUCGAGCGGAGCUGAUGUGGAUAGGGACUUGAAGCUAAUGAAGGCCAAUUUCGAUGAGUUGUGCGAUGAAGAUAAGAUUUUGGUGUUCUUCAAGAGGCUGCUGAGUGAAUGGAAACAGGAGCUGGGUCAGAUGACGGCGGCUGACAGGCGAGCUGGGAAGAAAAUUGCCACAUUGAAUCAAUGUGCUCGCUACUUGCAUCCCUUGUUCAAGUUUUGCAGGAAGAAGGUUCUUCCAGAUGAUAUUCGCCGAGCGUUGAUGGUGGUGGUUGAUUGCUGCAUGAAGCGAGACUACCUAGCUGCAAUGGACCAAUACAUUAAGAUGGCUAUUGGGAAUGCACCAUGGCCAAUUGGUGUCACUAUGGUUGGUAUCCACGAACGUUCAGCUCGCGAGAAGAUCUACACCAACAGUGUGGCUCAUAUUAUGAAUGAUGAGACAACUCGAAAAUACUUGCAGUCUGUGAAAAGAUUGAUGACCUUUUGUCAGCGACGCUACCCAACUAUGCCAUCAAAAGCUGUUGAGUUCAACAGCUUGGCUAAUGGUAGUGACUUGCAGUCUCUGCUACAAAUGGAGACUGACUCGGGCAGUAGUCAAGUCUUUGAGGAAAGGCUUCGGUUAAUGCCUGCUCCUUAGCUUUUGAUCUAGCCAGUGUAUGAAAUUCUGUAGAAUGAUAUAUUUCUCCAUCUGUGGAAUGAUAUAUUCUCCUUUUAAAUA
Molecule: messenger RNA, 1406 nt
Organism: Rosa rugosa (rugosa rose)
Lineage: Eukaryota; Viridiplantae; Streptophyta; Magnoliopsida; Rosales; Rosaceae
Exons: 2
Coding region: 57-1325 (422 amino acids)
Biological process (GO): RNA splicing; generation of catalytic spliceosome for second transesterification step
Cellular component (GO): U2-type post-spliceosomal complex; U4/U6 x U5 tri-snRNP complex; U5 snRNP
Source: RefSeq, a predicted model, not a curated record